UUCACUUUUAACUCACUUCUGAAUGUAGAGAAAUCAGCUGGCGAUUUAUUUAGUCGUUACAAUGUCGUCAGGAAAGGAGCAAGUGAUCGGCUCGGCAGGAAACGUCCAGUUCGAACUGAUGGAAAAGAGUUUAACUAAUUCAUUUCAAGAACAUUUCACCAGUUAUCCAGAAGGAUUAGUUCGAGGCCAACCCGGAGGCUUUGUCUGUUCUCAAGAAUACGCCCGACAUGCCGACGAGCUUCUUAAUUUCCAACCCAGGGGCGAUGAUGUUUGGAUCGUUACUUUCCCGAAAUGCGGAACUACCUGGACACAGGAAUUGGUAUGGAUGGUGAUGAACGGAUGCGACAAGGAAGCUGGCAAACAACCUCUGAAUAUUCGUUCUCCUUUCUUAGAAUUCCCUUAUCUAGCUUCCACAAAAAUGCAAAACAAUUCAUCGCAAAUGACGAAAAUGAUUUCUGUCGAAAUGGUUGAGAAGAUGCCGUCGCCUCGAGUCAUCAAAACGCACCUGCCAUUAUACCUGCUGCACCCGAAUUUACUCGAUACCAGCAAGGUGGUUUACGUGGUGCGCAAUCCAAAGGACGUCAUUGUUUCUUUCUUCUACCACCACAAGCUCAUAAAAAUACAUCAAUACAACGGAACGAUGGAUGAGUUUGCCCAGUAUUUUAUGGAUGACGAACUCUUUUAUUCGCCGUUUUUCCCGCACGCAUUGGAAGCGUGGGCUCGCCGAAGCCAUCCCAAUAUGCUCUUCCUUUUCUACGAGGAUAUGAAACGAAAUCUGAGAGGUGAAAUCGAACGAGUUGCUAAUUUCCUCGGCAAAACUUUAACGGAGCAACAGAUGACUGCACUUGUUGAGCAUUUGGGCUUUGAGAAUUUCGCGAAGAAUGAAUCGGUUAAUUUCGAAGUCGGUAAAGAUUUAGGUUUCAUGAACACAGAAGGUCGUUUCAUCCGAAAAGGAGAAACGGGAGAUUGGAAAAAUCAUUUUAGUGCCGAACUCAACGAUCGCGUUGAUAAAUGGAUUGAGAAAAAUCUCGAAGGAACUGAUUUGAAAUUUGUUACUGAAUUCAAAUGAAAGCAUUUGCUAUUGUCACCAAGAAAUCGAGUCCUUCGAUCUCCAUGAAAAGGCCCAAUAAAAUUAUUCAAAAACUCAA
This is a messenger RNA of Daphnia magna, 1148 nucleotides long. Its product is annotated as sulfotransferase family cytosolic 1B member 1. The record is from RefSeq and is a predicted model, not a curated record. Lineage: Eukaryota; Metazoa; Arthropoda; Branchiopoda; Diplostraca; Daphniidae. The transcript is spliced from 7 exons. Gene Ontology annotation, molecular function: sulfotransferase activity. Gene Ontology annotation, biological process: sulfation. Gene Ontology annotation, cellular component: cytoplasm. The coding region runs from base 62 to 1069 and encodes 335 amino acids.